AUGAACGCCGUUGCUUUGAUGGUCGAAGGUGUGCUGUGUAGUAACGCUGUGUCGAAAUUUCGCAAGUACGACGAAGGUAACCGUAUCAUUCUCGUUGGCACGACCAAGUGGUUUCUUCCCAGCGGUGAGCUACACUUACAAUACUACAAUUGGACUGUCGUCUCUCCAUCUCCAUUUAGUCGACUGGGAGCUUGUGUGAUGCGGCACUACUACAAGCUCGAGAUGACAAAGACUUUGUCGAAGGAAUCUGGACAGACACAGAAGCUGAUGUUCGACGGUCUCAGCGACAAGAUGCGCUGCUUCUACCAGGCGGCGUAA
This is a messenger RNA of Phytophthora nicotianae INRA-310, 318 nucleotides long. RefSeq lists its product as hypothetical. The coding region runs from base 1 to 318 and encodes 105 amino acids. Lineage: Eukaryota; Oomycota; Peronosporomycetes; Peronosporales; Peronosporaceae. The transcript has a single exon. The record is from RefSeq and is a predicted model, not a curated record.